AUGAGUCUUGAAGACCUGGUUGUUCGUCUUUUGAUUAAGGAGGACAACUGCAAGUCUUCGGGGAAAGCCCCGAUGAUGGAAGGUCGUGCUAACUUGCUAGUCACCUGCCACAACUGUGGCAAUCCGAACCAACUAAGGAGGUUGGGCCAAAAAGAGUGCAACCGAGUGCCUGUGCUGAGUGAAGUGAUCGACUUUGAUAAGAUUACUAAAGGGUUUAGAGUAGAUUGUGUCCAUUCUCUGAAAGUCAAUGUCUCUCCUUACCAAGCUUGGAGAGUUAAGAAGUUGGCCCUGCAUCAGCUUAAAGGUAGCUUCAAUGAUCAAUACAAGUAUCUUUGGCCAUUUGCCCAUGAAGUGAGGAGGUCCAACCCAAGCUCCACAAUGAUAUGGGAAAUUUGGGGUUGGCUUAUUAGAGUAUUGAAGAGUGAUUUGGAAAUUCAAAAUGACUCCGAGUGCACUUUUAUGUUUGACCAGAAAAAGGUCUCAUCCAAGCUUGUAAUGAGGUAUUCCCUAAUGGUGAACACGGGCACAAAACUUGCAACUGUGAAUGACUUCCAAAGGAGGAUGGAUGCAUUAGAGGAAUUGGACAAAGAUGCACAUUAG
Striga asiatica is the source of this 600-nucleotide messenger RNA. The record is from the annotation of a GenBank genome assembly. Lineage: Eukaryota; Viridiplantae; Streptophyta; Magnoliopsida; Lamiales; Orobanchaceae.